Molecule: messenger RNA, 921 nt
Organism: Pistacia vera
Lineage: Eukaryota; Viridiplantae; Streptophyta; Magnoliopsida; Sapindales; Anacardiaceae
Product: zinc finger MYM-type protein 1-like
Exons: 3
Coding region: 1-921 (306 amino acids)
Source: RefSeq, a predicted model, not a curated record
AUGAUCUCAUCAUUUGAACAAGAGGAAAAUAUUGGUGAUUCAAGUAAAAAUGUGGAUGUUGAUUUCAUAGCCAAAGAUGCUACGUUUUGUCUUUAUUGCUAUCUUUUUAAGCCAAAUGGUGAUAAAGGGGGUGGUGAUUGCUCUGUUGGUCAAGAGUUUUCAAAUUGGAAAAAGAAAGAAAAAUUGAAUAUUCAUGUUGGAGAUUACAAUGCUAUUGCUUUCAAGAAUGCUCCUGAUAAUCUCAAAUUGACAUCACUUGAGAUUCGAAAAGACAUUUUAAGUGCUGCUUCAAAUGAAACUGUAAGUGCUAUCAUUAGAGAUUUAGGAGAUUCAUUAUUCACUAUAAUGAUUGAUAAAUCUCGAGAUAUCUCUAGGAAGGAACAAAUGACUAUUGUCUUACGUUAUAUUAACAAGAAUGGACUUGUUGUGGAGUGUUUUCUAGGUGUUGAACAUGUUACUAGUACCACAACUCUCUCACUCAAGGCAACACUAGAUAAUUUCUUUUCAAGGCAUGGGUUGAAUUUUUCUAGACUACGAGGACAAGGUUAUGAUGGAGCUAGUAAUAUGCAAGGAGAAUUUAAUGGUUUGAAGACAUUGGUUUUGAAAGAGAAUAGAUGUGCUUAUUAUAUUCAUUAUUUUGCCCAUCAACUCCAGUUGGCUCUUGUGGCUUUGGCAAAGAACCAUGAUGAUGUUAAUGAUCUUUUUAAUAUUGUGGCGAUUGUGGUUAAUAUUUUCGGUGCUUCGUCAAAGCGUUGCAAUCUUCUUAAAGAUAAGCAAGCUUGUAAAGUUAUUGAAGCUCUUUCUAAUGGUGAACUUUCAAGUGGGAAAGGUCUCAAUCAAGAGACUAAUCUACAACAUGCCAGUGAUACGCAUUGGGGCUCACAUUAUGUUACGUUAAUGAGGAUAAUCUUGAUGUUUUAA